Epinephelus lanceolatus (giant grouper) is the source of this 1945-nucleotide messenger RNA. Its product is annotated as protein CutA homolog. The record is from RefSeq and is a predicted model, not a curated record. Gene Ontology annotation, molecular function: copper ion binding. NCBI's taxonomy places the organism in Eukaryota, Metazoa, Chordata, Actinopteri, Perciformes, Serranidae. Gene Ontology annotation, biological process: response to metal ion.
CUUCUUCUGUCAAGGUAAUGAGUUUCCUGAAUGUUUCUCCUCUCACAAAGCAGCUGUUUAACCUCGGCGGAAAUGCUUAUAAAAAUGACGGAACACUAAUUAUCUCCGGAGAAAGUCUCGGCGCUUUUAUGGACGAAGUUUGUCCCUCUUAUUAUCUGCACCAGCCGGACUCCCGGAAUGACAUUUGUUGCCACUAGCAGGAUGGAGUGUCUGUUCCAGAGAUGCCAUAAAGAGGCUGUCUUCCUCUCUGUCUUUCGCUCCGUGCUGCUCAUGACAUGCUUGCUCCUGUUCCUGUUUGUGUCCAUGUAUCCCGGGUUAUGGUCCAUCGGUGUCCAGCUUCAUUCAGCCGUUACAGGAAGCUAUGUACCAGGCCACCACUCUGUCCUUCUCGUCAACAGUCCCAACGAACAGGCAGCCAAGGACAUUGGCAGGGCGAUCAUGGAGAGGCGGCUGGCAGCCAGUGUUAACAUUCUCUCCAGGACCUCCACAAUGUACUUUUGGAAAGGUGAAAUCCAGGAUGCAAGCGAAGUUCUUAUGCUGGUGAAAACAAAGACCUCCAGGACCCAGCAAGUCAUAGAUUAUGUGAGGUCUGUCCACCCCUAUGCAAACCCAGAAGUCCUCAGCUUUGCGGUGGAGGACGGCAGUCUGGCUUACAUGAAGUGGAUGGAUGAAGCCAUUCCAGACAACUGAUACAUCAUUAAAAUCAGAGCCAAUCUCUGCAUGGACUGCAGCCGAACAAGGAAAAUGAGCCAUGCGUACAGGCUGUUGUUUGAAGGCUUUGGAUCGAAGGGAUCUGAAAGCACUCUGUUGAACAAAAGUUCAAUACGUGACAUUUACACUUUUUUGUUGCUCUGACCUUCUUAUUGUAAAUUCCAGUGUGUACUGUGGGGAUUUGAUUUCAAUCCUUUAAAGAGACUUUGUACCACAGUUAUAGAAAAUACUUGCUUCUGAUCGACUGGCAGGUAUAGGUUACCAUACCAUGACAGCACAUGUCAAACAAACGAAGUACCAGUCAACCAGUGACUUUGAAGUAAAUAUGCAUAAUAUAUUUAGCCAUAGGUAACAAUGAUUAUCUCAGUAAGCUCUCACUGACUAAACUGACCUACACUAACAUGGCUUAAACUGCACAAAAACAAAUAUUUAAAAAAAGAAAAAAAAAGACUGAUAAUACAGUCCAAGGUAUACAGAUUUAGAAAAUAAUGGACUCAUUAGAGGAAUCACAUCUCUGUAUCAUUUGAGAAAGUUCACCCCAAAAUAAAAAAUACUUAUUUUUCCUCUUACUUGUGUUGCUAUUUAUCAAUCUAAAUUGUUUUGGUCCGAGUUGCCAAGUGUUGGAGAUAUUGGCCGUAAACAUGCCUGCCUUCUUUUGAAUGUGAUGGAACUAGAUGGCACUCAGCUUGUGGUGUUCAAAGCACAAAAAACAUACAUUUGAAAAACUUAAUAGCAAUGUCUCUUUCCAGAAAGUAUGACCUGGUAAGUCAUGAUUAUUCACAGACCUUGUUGUGAGCAGGUUCACAUACAAACUAUUGUCUUUUUACCGGUUUACCACACCCACAAACUAUAUCACCGUGCAGAGGGAAGCAUGCGCCUACAGCUAGCUCACCUAGCGCCUCUAAGCUAGCUAACACCACAGCUCAGCUGAGUAGGACACCAUUUAUGUUUAUAACUCAUGCUGUGACAACCACAAGCCUCCCAUCUAUGAGUAGAUGAUACAGUUUACAGCAGAUGAUACAGUUGCAAGGUGUACGAUAGAAAAUAGGCCCACAUGAAACUGCGCACAACAAUGUCUGUGGAUUAUCUCAAGAAAUCAGGUCAUGAUUUCUGAAAAGAGACAUUGAUGUUAAGUUUUUAAAUGUAUUUUUUAUGCUUUGAGCACCACAAGCAGAGUGCCAUCUAGUUCUCUUAUAUUGGAGAGAUGGCAGGCAUCUCUAUGGCUGAUAUCUCC